This is a messenger RNA of Microbotryum saponariae, 1006 nucleotides long. The record is from the annotation of a GenBank genome assembly. Lineage: Eukaryota; Fungi; Basidiomycota; Microbotryomycetes; Microbotryales; Microbotryaceae.
AUGAGCUGCCUUAAGGAUGCCGAGACUCGACAUGCCGCCGAGUACCCCCAGGAUCCCAUUACGCGACCCAAAGGCACAAUUGUGACGACGGACUACGAGCCGGCUACCGGCCCGGGCCAGCACCAAAAAGCGGUCUUUCGGUUUUCAUUGUCCACAUCCGCCCUGGCAACACACAUCGUGCAGAUGGUACCUUUUCUGCCGGCCCACGACAGAUUCGGCACGAGUUGGCAUGAUGGCGACGAACGUGUAGUCAUCAAGGUCUGCCUAGACAACGAGCGCGCUGAUGCUAUCUCUGCCCGAUUCAAUAAGGCCACGUCGGAGUCGCAAGGGGCUAUCGCCGAAAGUGCUCGACACAUCGAAAAUCGGAUCGACAUGAUCCAGGACGUCUUCCAGACCCUCGCCACAACGUACGCGGAGGACAAGCGAAGGAACGAACAGAUCGCGCAAGAAACUCGGCAAAUGAUGCAUGCGCUCCACAUGAGCAAUCAAGCGCUCUUUUCAUCUCUAUCGGGCGUACAAGCGUCAGGUCAAGCGCAAUUCGCUGUGAUGACCGCCAGUACCCAACUCAGCAAUCUCAGGAUGGAGCUCCUAUUCAGUAAUCAUCCCAAGGACAGUCAGGAAUACCAAGAACUCGCGCGAGAAGUUCAAGAGGCACGAAGGACGGUGUGCGACGCACAGGCGGCAUACCAGCAAACGCAACACCAAGUCACCCUGGCGCUCCGACAAGCAAGUCCCGUAUACCUGCAGCAACUGGCCCAUGACGGUCCAACCAUCCCCAAUGGCAACAAUGCGAGCGGCGCCGCAGAUAACGCGAUGGACGAACGUGAAGAAUCCGGAGGCUCGCCGAGCAAGCGCGGACGAUACAAUCAAGAAGGUGACGUGCACACGACAAGCCCCCAGCCACAGAGUCGCAGCGAGCAUGAAGGAAUGUCUAUAGUAAGUGACUGGUGGCAGGUUCUCCAACGCCGCUCGCCUGAUGAUACAAUCACCACCGCAGGAUUCGUGA